Messenger RNA from Cladophialophora psammophila CBS 110553, 2430 nucleotides. RefSeq names its product phosphoketolase 1. The record is from RefSeq and is a predicted model, not a curated record. NCBI's taxonomy places the organism in Eukaryota, Fungi, Ascomycota, Eurotiomycetes, Chaetothyriales, Herpotrichiellaceae. Gene Ontology annotation, molecular function: aldehyde-lyase activity. Bases 1 to 2430 code for a protein of 809 amino acids. The transcript is spliced from 2 exons. Gene Ontology annotation, biological process: carbohydrate metabolic process.
AUGGCGUCCACACAAGAUGUCUCCGCCGAGAGCAUCUCGCCCUUUGGCAAGGCCCGCUCUACGGUCAAGGGCGAGCCCCUCGGCAGUGAGGAGUUGAAGCUCCAGGAUGACUACAUGCGAGCCAGUCUCUAUCUCUGCCUUGGCAUGCUUUAUCUCAGAAAAAAUGCCCUCCUCAAGGAGCCUCUCAAGGUCGAACAUCUGAAAGCCAGACUCCUCGGACACUGGGGUUCUGACGCCGGCCAAGUCUUCACCUAUGUCAACAUGAACCGCCUGAUCAAAAAGUAUGAUCUCGAUGUCAUCUUCAUCUCGGGCCCGGGCCAUGGAGCCCCCGCCGUGAUUUCGCAGGCCUAUCUGGAGGGGGUCUAUAGCGAAGUUUACCCGGACAAAUCCGAAGACGAAGAAGGCAUGCGGAAAUUCUUCAAGCAAUUCUCCUUCCCUGGGGGCAUCGGCAGUCAUGCUACCCCCGAGACACCUGGCAGUUUGCACGAAGGAGGUGAGCUCGGCUACAGCAUUUCACAUGCUUUCGGAACCGUUUUCGACCAUCCCGAUUUGAUCGCCUUGACCAUGGUCGGCGAUGGUGAGUCCGAGACUGGUCCUUUGGCCACCAGCUGGCACAGCACCAAAUUCCUCAACCCCAUCACUGAUGGCGCCGUCCUCCCCGUUCUUCAUCUCAAUGGCUACAAGAUCAACAAUCCCACCAUUCUCGCCCGUAUCAGCCACAGGGAGCUGGAAGCGCUGUUCAUCGGUUACGGAUGGACCCCGUACUUCGUUGAAGGAAGCGAUCCUCUGAGCAUGCACCAGGCAAUGUCUGCUACCUUGGAGAAAUGCGUCUUGGAGAUUCGAGCUCAUCAGAAGAAAGCACGCGAAUCAGGAAAGGCGUUCCGACCCCUGUGGCCCAUGAUCGUCCUGCGAAGCCCCAAGGGCUGGACAGCACCACGAACGGUGGAUGGUCACUACCUCGAAGGGUUCUGGCGAGCCCAUCAGAUUCCCCUCCCAGAUGUUGCGUCGAGCUCGGAACACCUGAAACUCCUUGAACAGUGGAUGAAGAGCUAUAACCCCGAGAAGUAUUUUGGCGAAGACGGCAAACUGAUCCCAGCUUUAAAGAAGCUUGUUCCAGAUGGCAAUAGGCGGAUGAGCGCCAACCCUGUUGCGAACGGUGGACUCUUGAAGAAGCCCUUGCUCAUGCCCGACUUCCGUGACUACAAGCUGGCAGUCGAGAAAGGUGGCAUCACAGAGGCGCCAAGCAUGUCGAACAUGGCGAUUUUCUUGCGAGACAUCGUCGCGAAGAACCCGCACAACUUCCGUCUUUUCGGACCUGACGAGACCGAAUCGAACAAACUUGCCGGCGUCUACGAGGCUGGCAAGAAGGUGUGGAUGGGUGAAUAUUUUGAAGAAGACGAGGACGGCGGCAACCUGGCCUUCGAUGGCCGCGUCAUGGAAAUGCUCAGCGAACACACCGUUGAAGGUUGGCUCGAAGGCUACCUGCUGUCUGGACGCCACGGCAUGCUCAACAGUUACGAACCUUUCAUCCAUAUCAUCGAUUCAAUGGUCAACCAGCACUGCAAGUGGAUUGAGAAGUGCCUCGAAGUCGAAUGGCGUGCCAAGAUUGCGUCUCUCAACAUCUUGUUGACGGCAACAGUCUGGCGUCAAGACCACAAUGGCUUCACCCAUCAAGACCCGGGCUUCUUGGACGUCGUGUGCAACAAAUCCCCCGAAGUCGUGCGUAUCUACUUGCCACCGGACGGAAACUGUCUGCUGUCGGUCAUGGACCACUGCUUCCGAAGCAGCAACUACGUCAACGUCAUUGUCGCCGACAAGCAGAACCACUUGCAAUACCUGGACAUGGAGGCAGCCAUUGAGCACUGCACAAAGGGCGCCGGCAUCUGGGACUGGGCGUCCAAUGAUCAAGGCCAAGAGCCUGACGUCGUCAUGGCAUCCUGCGGCGACGUGCCGACCAUGGAAGCGCUGGCCGCGACAGCCUUGCUGCGCGAAUACAUUCCCGAGCUGAAGAUCCGCUUCGUCAACGUGGUGGACCUCUUCAAACUGAUCCCGGACCACGACCACCCGCACGGCAUGUCGCAGCGAGAAUUCGAGGCCAUCUUCACGCCCAACCGACCCGUCAUCUUCAACUUCCACUCCUACCCCUGGUUGAUCCACCGCCUGACGGCCCAGCGACCGAGCCAGGCCAACCUGCACGUGCGCGGCUACAACGAGAAGGGCAACAUCGACACGCCGCUCGAGCUCGCCAUCCGCAACCGCGCCGACCGCUUCAGCCUGGCGAUCGAGGCGCUGGACAGGAUGCCCGAGCUCGGAAACAAGGGCGCUAGCGCGCGCGAGAAGCUGCUCAGCUCCCAGAUCAAAUACCGCACCGCGGCCUUCAACGAGGGCAUCGACCCCGAGGAGAUCAGGAAGUGGGUGUGGCCCUUUUAA